This is a messenger RNA of Suillus paluster, 416 nucleotides long. RefSeq lists its product as uncharacterized. The transcript has 2 exons. Bases 59 to 271 code for a protein of 70 amino acids. NCBI's taxonomy places the organism in Eukaryota, Fungi, Basidiomycota, Agaricomycetes, Boletales, Suillaceae. The record is from RefSeq and is a predicted model, not a curated record.
AAAAAAAUAACUUGCGCUUAGCUCCUUAAAACUGGUCCUAGACUCGCACUUUUUGACGAUGAAUCUCUUGACAAUCAUUCUCCUGGCAUCAAUAACUGUCAGUCCUCUUGGUGCAAGAGCCACACAGAGCUCAAACGCCGCGUGCGGUCCCAUCUCAUGCCGUUGGUUGAAGUGUGAUGAAACGUGUCCGGGAGAAUAUGUCGCAAUGACCAGAUCAUGCAACAUUAUCCGAGUUCAGGAGACUCAGUUGUUCUGUUGUACAAAUUCGUAGGGGUGUGGGGAGAACAUUAAGUGGUGCAAACAGGGGAGAGAAUAGCAGCAGGGAGUGCCGGGGGUUGGGAUCCGAGGUCCUCAAUCGUAUAUUCACUUUUUGUUUGAUGAUACAAUUCGUCUCAAUCAGAACACUUGGAAAUUAC